Molecule: messenger RNA, 1190 nt
Organism: Stegostoma tigrinum
Lineage: Eukaryota; Metazoa; Chordata; Chondrichthyes; Orectolobiformes; Stegostomatidae
Exons: 3
Coding region: 93-1190 (365 amino acids)
Biological process (GO): G protein-coupled receptor signaling pathway
Cellular component (GO): membrane
Molecular function (GO): G protein-coupled receptor activity
Source: RefSeq, a predicted model, not a curated record
CAUUACCGACAUCACGAACAGGGAUCAGCAGCUCCAGAAAGAGGAGGAAGAGAGAUCAGAAUCUGAAAACAUUACACUGGAUUGUGACAACAAUGGACAAGAGUUUAUCCAAUUAUGUUUGGUAUAUUUCUGUGUAUUACAAUCGAUGGUCACUAUCACGGAAGAUCUUUUAUGUACUUUUUAUUAUCCAGUAUUUUUAUUAUCCUAUCCUGGCUAUUGUUGGUGUCCCUGUUAACGUAGUGACGGUCUAUGUCCUGCUAAAUAAAGAUUGUGGAUUGUCUCCAUGUGUCAGACGUUACCUGGGGGCCAUGGCAGUGGCGGAUCUACUGGUCAUUAUCCUCGACCUGAUAUUGAGACACAUUCCCAUUGUUUAUCGGGAAGAGUUUGAUUUCCUGCGGUACAUCCCCGUGUGUAAUAUCCACGCCGUCCUGCUUUAUGCAGCCACUGACUGUUCUGUCUGGUUCACUGUCUCUUUCACCUUUGAUCGAUUUGUGGCCAUUUGUUGCCAGAAGCUGAAAAGUAAAUAUUGCAGUGAGAAAACGGCGGCUGUGGUUCUGGGAACAGUGACUGUGCUGAGCUGUUUAAAGAACAUGUUCUGGUAUUUUAUGCUCGGAGUUCGCUAUUGGAUGGGGAACAGCCCCUGGUUUUGUUAUGCAACUGUUGGUGUUGAAUUCUCUCGUGUCUGGGGCACAGUCGAGUUUCUCCACUACAUUUUAACCCCGGCUCUCCCAUUUCUCCUGAUUCUACCUCUGGUUUUUAGCGCAGUAUCCACAGAACUCUCUGCCCUGCACGUCCAGACCCUUUCUACCUACGAGGCAGUAUCCACAGAAUUCUCUGCCCUGCCCGUUCAGCCCCUCGCUACCUAUGAGGCAGUAUCCACAGGAUUCUGUGCCCUGCCCGUCCAGCCCCUCGCUACCUAUGAAGCAGUAUCCACAGGAUUCUGUGCCCUGCCCGUUCAGCCCCUCGCUACCUAUGAGGCAGUAUCCACAGGAUUCUCUGCCCUACCCAUGCAGCCCCUCGCUACCUCCGAGGUGGUAUCCAGAGAACUCUCUGCCCUGCCCAUCCAGCCCCUCGUUACCUACGAGGCAGUAUCAGCAGAAUUCUCUGCCCUGCCCGUGCAGCCCCUCGGUUCCUACGAGGCGGUAUCCACAGGUACUUACUUACACCAUGUGGAAUUUUACUUCAACUGA